AUGCCAGUAUCCGAUCUACGAGCGCUUGUGAAGCAGGAGCGCCAUGCGUGGAUUACGUUGCAGAAUAUAGAGGAGUUCUUGGCAGCAUACGAUGAAGAACAUGAUAGAUGUGCAGUUCAGUUUCGCAUGAAGAAAUUAGACGAAGUGUACGAUAAAUAUUGUGAAGUGCGAGUGCAAAUCGAAGUCAUCACUGAUGAAAUAGACGUAGAAGACGCCGCUAAAGAUGAAACCGGAGAGGAUAGUACCAAACAGGUGGCCAUGGCUAAGGCUCGGAAGAGAGAGAACGAGGAAAUAUUUAAGUAUUUUCGGCUGAAACAGCAACUCUUUUCGAAGACGGCUGAAAACCCUAGAGAUGUCGUGGAGCGGCAAUCAGUAGUUGAAACUUGCCAGCCGUCAAGAAUGAAGUAUCCGGAGCUAAGACUUCCUACCUUUUCUGGGAAGCUGUCCGAAUGGAUAAAUUUUCGGGACAACUUUAAGUCGUUGAUCCACGAUAAUGGUCAAUUGAAUUUGAUAGACAAGUUCAAUUAUCUCCGAACGUCAUUGAAAGAUGAUGCGCUACUACAAGUCAACCAAAUUCAAGUCACAGCUGCGAACUAUGGACUAGCCUGGGCCACUCUGGAGUCCAAAUACGAAAACCACAAGCUUAUUGCACAGGAACACAUGAGACAACUGGAAAAGUUAGGAGAAAAUACCGACAACUGGGGCACUCUGCUAGCUUUCAUGCUUUCCCAGAAGCUGGAUGACGAUACAAUUCGCCACUGGGAAACGUGCCACAGCUCAAAGGACAUUCCUUCGUACAAGCCGAUGGUGGAGUUCCUGGAGAAGCACUGUGCCAUACUUCAGUCUACGUCAGCGCGAAGGAGCAGUGAUUUCAAGAAGCCUCUCAAGAGGCAAAUGGUUCACGCUGCAGUAUCAUCAAAUGGAGGUUGCCAAGCGUGCAACGGUGGAGCACAUUCCAUUGAACAGUGUAGGCGCUUCGGGAAGAUGAAGGUUAUCGAUAGGAAGGUUAUUGUGCGAAAGUUUGGAUUGUGUUUGCAGUGUCUACGAUCUGGUCAUUUUGUUGCGGAUUGUUCGAAGCCAACGUGUGGCAGAUGCGGAGGCUGUCACCACUACAUGCUUCACCCAUACGUUGCUCCGGAGAAUCAUGAGCAAAAUUCGAUUCCUCCCUCCUCCCAAGUCCCACCAAAAAGACCUCAAGCCGCGAACCCACCGCCACAGCAAUCCAAUCAGGCCCAAAACCGGAACACUUAUCACAACAACCCACAGUCUACACAAACACCAAGUACAUCUUCGCAAAGUGCACGUUUAUCACCUCCCACCAAUACUCCUACUGUACACCACACUGCUACACCACCAGAAACACAUUACCACUCAAAUAUUGCGCUUUUGUCUACCGCUAUCGUGAAGCUCGGUGACCGCUAUGGAAACACCGUACUUGCACGCGCUUUGCUGGACAACGGAUCACAGAUCUGCAUUAUGUCUGAAUCCUUGUCUCAGAAGCUGAGAUUUCAACGUAUGCGAGAAAAUUUGCCUGUGAAGGGAGUGGGUGGUAGUUCAUCAAUCAGCAAGCAAGCAGUGUUAGCCUCGGUUUCUUCUUGUAACUCGUCGUACGUGUCGUCUGAGCUGAAGUUCUAUGUGCUGUCGAAAAUUACAUCGAACCUACCGCAGCAUAGUUUCGGUAUUUCGUCUUGGAGCAUACCAAAGGGUAUUUCACUUGCGGAUCCAAGUUUCAACGAAUCUGGUGUCGUUGACGUGAUUUUGGGAGCAGUCAUCUUCUACGAUCUUUUGUUGGAAGCACAACGGAAGCUUCAUGGUUCGGGAUUAAUUCUGCGAAAUACACAACUCGGGUGGAUCGUUGCUGGAAGUGUUCCAGAAAAUUCUGUUGUCAGCUACAAUACGGUAGCUUCUACGCCCGUGACUACCGAAGAACUAUUCGAGGAGUUAACUAAAUUCUGGGAGCUGGAAUCAUGCCAUACUAAAAGCUGUUUGUCUGUAGAAGAGUCUGCAUGCGAAGCGAUAUUCGAGGAGACGACUACCAGAGCCUCGGAUGGGAAGUUUCGAGUGACACUUCCGAAAAGGAAGCACAUGCUGGGAAGGUUGGGAGAAUCAAAGGUCAUUGCGAAGAAACGAUUUCUUUCAAUGGAGAAAAGGCUGAGUGCCAACACCGAAAUGAAGGCCUUGUAUACAGCAUUCAUGCAUGAGUACCUGUACAUGGGUCACAUGAAGGAGAUAACAGGAGAAGAUGGAGAUUCAGGCCCAGAGUAUUACAUCCCGCAUCAUGCAGUGUUAAAACCAGACAGCACGACGACAAAAUUGAGAGUGGUCUUCGAUGCAUCGUGCUCUACGGAUUCCGGUGUUGCUUUGAAUGACAUCUUGAUGGUGGGACCAGUCGUUCAAGACGACCUCCGAAGCAUUCUGCUACGUUUCCGGUUGUACAAGUACGCAAUUGUAGGAGACGCAGAAAAAAUGUACCGGAUGGUAUGGUUGCACGAGCAGGAUCAGCAGCUUCACAGGAUAUUUUGGAGAGAAGAAGUUGACGAGCCUUUACGAACUUACAAGCUUACCAAUAUAACGUACGGUACAGCAUCAGCACCAUAUCUUGCAACUCGUAUCUUGAACAAAUAUGCUGAAGAGGGCAGGGAUCGCUAUCCGGUAGGCUCAAAGAGAUUUUAUUCCGACGACAUGCUGGCAGGUUUGCACACGGUCGAAGAUGGCGUGCAGUUUUGUAAAGAAGUUCUGGAACUCCUGAAGGGAUCCGGGUUCAAUCUGAGAAAGUGGAACUCCAACAACCCACAAGUAUUAAAAUCGAUUCCUUCUAAUCUGAGAGAUGACCGUCAAAUACUAGACUUGGAUGAGAAGGCAACUGUGAAGACGCUGGGCCUUACGUGGGAGCCAGCUACCGACACCCUGUGGAUCAAAGUUCCAGAUUGGAGGCCAGGUGGGCCAAUCACUCACCGUGUUGUGCUUUCCGAGAUUCUGUUUGAUCCAUAUGGACUAGUUGGUCCGGUGGUCGUUCUAGGAAAACUUUUUCUCCAAGAAUUGUGGAAGGCCAAGUACUCCUGGGAUGAGCCGCUAAGCCAUGAACUGCAGACACAAUGGUUGGAGUUUAGAUCCAAUCUAUGCGAAUUGGAUACAGUCUCAGUUCCACGGUGGAUCGGUUUCGGAAGAGACAUUAUUUCGUGCGAGUUCCACGGAUUCAGCGACGCAAGCGAUAAAGCAUACGGUGCUGCAGUUUAUUUGCGCUGUAUGGACUGGAACGGAGAUAUCACUGUCAACCUGCUAAUGGCCAAAUCAAAGGUUGCGCCAUUGGAGGAUCUUAGCAGGAGAAAAAAGAAGCAGUCAACACCUAGGUUGGAGUUAUCUGCAGCUCUACUGUUGGCGCAUCUCUAUGAGACCGUUUCGACGAGCAUGGCGAUUGAAGCAAAAUCUUUCUUCUGGACGGAUUCUACAAUAGUCAAAUGCUGGAUUUCCUCGCAUCCAUCGAGAUGGCAGGCAUUUGUGGCAAACCGUGUAUCGGAGAUACAACAUGUCACAAAAGGUGGAGUGUGGAACCAUGUCCCGGGAAUCGAGAACCCCGCUGAUAUAAUUUCGAGAGGGUCAACUCCAGCUCAAAUAGCGAACAAUUCUCUGUGGUGGGCUGGCCCAGAUUGGCUGAAGAAGGAUAUUCAAUACUGGCCGGCAAGUACUCACGUUCCAGAGCAGCAGUUUGAUUCGGUGACCCUGGAGGAGAGACCACUAGUAUCGGCAGUUCUACAUAUUCUGCCUCCGAACGAGAUUUUUACGUUGCGAUCAAGUUUGCUAAGUCUCAUACGACUGACUGCUUGGAUGCACCGGUUCUUGUUCAACUGUAAACCCCGGAACAAGUUCCAACGAAAGUCUGGAAUUUUAGCUGCCACUGAGCAUGAAGAAGCACUGCUCGUUUUGGUGCAACUUGCUCAAUCAGAGAGCUUUCCAUUGGAAUUGUCAGACCUUGCAUCGAAGAAUGAAGUCAGAUCCACCUCUAAGCUCCGAAGUCUCAAUCCUGUGAUGAUAGAGAGUAUACUUUGCGUUGGCGGCCGGCUCGGAAAUGCUCCAAUAUCGUGCGGGCGUAAACACCCGAUGAUCCUAGACAGCCGGCAUCCGCUUACGAAACUGGUCGUUAGCGAUUACCAUCACAGACUGCUCCACGCAGGGCCGCAGUUGAUGAUAUCCUGCAUCCGUGAAAGGUUUUGGCCAUUGAAUGUCAGAAAUCUAGCAAGGAAGGUAACGCAUGAAUGCGUGAAGUGUUUCAGAGUGAAACCACGAGUUAAUGAGCAACUGAUGGGAGAUUUGCCACUCGAGAGAGUUUCACCAGCUCCUGCCUUUCAAAGGGUAGGAAUUGAUUACUGUGGACCAUUUGAAUUGCAGCCUGCUACGCGGAAAGGCGCUCCGACAAAAUGUUAUCUCUGCUUGUUUGUUUGCAUGGUUUGCAAAGCUGUCCACAUUGAAGUCGUAAUGGACCUCACGACCGCAGCAUUUCUCGCCGCUCUAAAAAGAUUCGUGGCCAGGCGUGGGAGGCCGAUAGAAAUAUUUUGCGAUAAUGCUUGUAAUUUUGUUGGAGCACGGAGACAGCUGAAUGAGCUGCAACGAAUGUUUCAUCAGCAACAGCUGCAAGAACAUCUGUCGGCGGAGGCCGCUCAAGACGGCAUAACCUUCAAAUUCAUUCCAGCUAAGUCCCCCAAUUUCGGCGGUUUAUGGGAGGCCGCAGUAAAAUCUUUGAAGGCUCAUAUGAAAAGGGUCAUUGGCAACAGGAUGUUAAAACCUGACGAGAUGAGUACCGUCGUAGCACAGAUAGAGGCAUGCCUUAAUUCGAGGCCCUUGACCCCACUCAGCAAUGAUCCGAAUGACCUGGAAGCACUAACUCCAGGGCACUUCUUGGUGCAGCGCCCAUUGUCUGCAAUACCUGAACCCAGUCUUCUGGAGCUACCGGAGAACAGACUCUCUAGGUGGCAGUUGAUGCAGCGGUUCAGUCAACUGAUCUGGAAGCGAUGGUCAACUGACUAUCUAUCGAAUCUCCAGAGCCGUAACAAGUGGACAAGGCAUAGAGAUAAUCUGGACGUCGGAACUAGGGUUCUUUUGAAGGAGGACAACGUUCCACCUCUCAAGUGGAGACUGGGACGUGUAACCGAGAUCCAUCCAGGACAAGACGGCAACGUGAGGGUUGUCACCGUUCGCACGAAGGAGGGUCUCUAUCGCCGAGCUAUCUCCAAAAUUUGUAUCUUGCCCAUCCUUGAUAACCAGAAUGGUGAAUCGUCAACGUCAACACAGCCAAACUAA
Armigeres subalbatus is the source of this 5295-nucleotide messenger RNA. RefSeq lists its product as uncharacterized. Lineage: Eukaryota; Metazoa; Arthropoda; Insecta; Diptera; Culicidae. The transcript is spliced from 2 exons. Gene Ontology annotation, biological process: DNA integration. Gene Ontology annotation, molecular function: nucleic acid binding. Bases 1 to 5295 code for a protein of 1764 amino acids. The record is from RefSeq and is a predicted model, not a curated record.